AUGUCAAGAAGGAAUGGUAAGAGAAACGGUCAGCGGCAGAGGGACUGGGACACGGUGAAGUGCAGAAAGAUGGUGGAUGCUCCCACUCCUGUAGAGGUAUUCCAUCCGGAUUAUGAUGCGAUCAACAUACCAACAGAAGCUACAGCCAACAUACCAACAGAAGCUACAGUCAACAUACCAACAGAAGCUACAGCGAUCAUACCAACGGAAGCUGCAGCCAACAUACCAACAGAAGCUACAACCAACAGAAGCUACAGCCAACAUACCAACAGAAGCUACAGCCAACAGAAGUUACAGCCAACAUACCAACAGAAGCUACAGUCAACAUACCAACAGAAGCUACAGUCAACAUACCAACAGAAGCGACAGUCAACAUACCAACAGAAACUACAACCAUCAUACCAACGGAAGGUACAGUCAACAUACCAACAGAAGUUACAGCCAACAUACCAACAGAAGCUACAGUCAACAUACCAACAGAAGCGACAGUCAACAUACCAACAGAAACUACAACCAUCAUACCAACGGAAGGUACAGUCAACAUACCAACAGAAGCUACAGCCAACAUACCAACAGAAGUUACAGCCAACAUACCAACAGAAGCGACAGUCAACAUACCAACAGAAGCGACAGUCAACAUACCAACAGAAGCUACAGCCAAAAGAAGUUACAGCCAACAUACCAACAGAAGCUACAGUCAACAUACCAACAGAAACAACAGCCAACAGAAGCUACAGCGAUCAUACGAUUAUCAACAUUAGCUGCAGCCAACCCAGAUGUUAA
Ostrea edulis (European flat oyster) is the source of this 783-nucleotide messenger RNA. Its product is annotated as adhesive plaque matrix protein-like. The coding region runs from base 1 to 783 and encodes 260 amino acids. Lineage: Eukaryota; Metazoa; Mollusca; Bivalvia; Ostreida; Ostreidae. The record is from RefSeq and is a predicted model, not a curated record. The transcript is spliced from 2 exons.